Messenger RNA from Lolium perenne, 829 nucleotides. Its product is annotated as B3 domain-containing protein Os06g0107800-like. Lineage: Eukaryota; Viridiplantae; Streptophyta; Magnoliopsida; Poales; Poaceae. Gene Ontology annotation, molecular function: DNA-binding transcription factor activity; DNA binding. The record is from RefSeq and is a predicted model, not a curated record.
AGAGAUUCAGAGAAGAUCGUCUGAUCGAGCUGCAAAUCCAACAAUGGCGUUGACUGCGGCGCUGCCGGAGAGCACGGGAGCGGAGCAAAGCCAAGGAGUAGUCAAGCUGGCGCGCCGUAAUGGCGGCGAGGAGAGGAGGCGGGAGCACAUGUUCGACAAGGUGGUGACGCCCAGCGACGUUGGGAAGCUGAAUCGGCUGGUGGUGCCCAAGCACUUCGCCGAGCGGCACUUCCUGCCGCGGCUGCUCGGCGACGGCGCGGCGGCGAGGCUCGCCGGCGCCGUGCUGCGGUUCGAGGACGGGCGCGGCGGCGGCAAGGCGUGGGCCUUCCGCUUCUCCUACUGGAGCAGCAGCCAGAGCUACGUCAUGACGAAAGGGUGGAGCGCCUUCGUGCGCGACCGCCGCCUCGCCGCCGGCGAUACCGUCUCCUUCUACCACGCGGGCGCCCGACUCUUCAUCGACUGCCGGCGGCGCGGCGCCCGAGUAGCAUUGGCGCCGGCCACGCCCGUCUUACCGGCUCCUUGCCGAGUCUUGGUCACGUCGACGCCCUGUUCGACCUCGGACGACUACGUCGGGGCGCCGGCGCCGCGGGGGCGGUGCUUCCGGCUGUUCGGCGUCGAUCUCGUGCUUGCCGGCGCCGAGCUGCCGCUGUCUACGGAUUUGCAGCUAGCUCUGUAGCGAUGAUCAUCUACCUCUACCUCUCCCUCUCCCUGAUAGUACUUCUGACUGUAUAAAGUGAGUUGCAUUUCUUUCUGGUUAGAUCAUCGCAGCAAGAAGGGGAUUAAAUUGAUUAACAUGUUGCUAAUUCCGAAUUCAUAUGUCUUCAUCCAU